Molecule: messenger RNA, 1847 nt
Organism: Panicum virgatum (switchgrass)
Lineage: Eukaryota; Viridiplantae; Streptophyta; Magnoliopsida; Poales; Poaceae
Product: cryptochrome DASH, chloroplastic/mitochondrial
Exons: 12
Coding region: 120-1757 (545 amino acids)
Biological process (GO): photoreactive repair
Molecular function (GO): DNA photolyase activity; DNA binding; FAD binding
Source: RefSeq, a predicted model, not a curated record
UUCAAAUCCCCGGUCCAAGAAAUGCUUCUCCACUUCCUUUCUUCCUCUCCGCCUCCUCCCUUUUCUACCCCCGAUUCCUCCUCCACCCCAAUCCACCAGCCAGCCUCCGUUUCCUCGCCAUGAACGCCGCCGCCUCAAGCUCUUCGUCCCGGCCGGUGCGCGGUGCGGCGGUGCCGGUGCCUUCUCUCAGCGCCGACGAGACCGGCGCGGUGGCUGACGAGACCUUCCAGAGGCAUACGUCGCCGAGCUUGAGGAGAGGCGGGGCCGGGGUGGCUGUAGUGUGGUUCAGGAACGAUCUCCGGGUGCUCGACAACGAGGCGCUGGUGCGCGCGUGGGCGGCGUCCGAGGCGGUCCUGCCGGUGUUCUGCGUUGAUCCUCGGAUCUUCGAAGGGAGCACGCACUACUUCGGGUUCCCCAAGACUGCAGCAUUGAGGGCACAGUUCUUGGUAGAGUGUGUGGGAGAUCUGAAGUAUAAUUUGAAGAAAAAGGGUCUCGAUUUACUAGUUCGAACCGGCAAGCCUGAAGAGAUCCUUCCUACAAUUGCAAAGGCUGUCAGUGCACAUACUGUUUAUGCUCAAAAGGAAACCUGCAGUGAGGAGCUCUUCGUCGAGGGCCUCGUGCGCAAAGGCCUAGAGCAAGUUCAGAUUACUCAAGGAGGAACAUCUGGCCAGAAGAAAUCUCCGAACCCCAGGCUGCAGCUCAUCUGGGGAGCAACAAUGUACCAUAUUGAUGACCUCCCGUUCACUGUGAACAACUUGCCAGACGUGUACACACAGUUCAGAAAGGCGGUUGAAUCCAAGUCCUCGGUUAGGAAUUGCAGCAAGUUGCCGCCAUCGCUUGGACCGCCCCCUAGUUACGGCCUAGAUGAGAUUGGAGGGUGGGGGGCAAUACCAACACUGGAGUCUCUAGGCCUGAGUGUCACAAAGUCUGAGAAGGGAAUGCAUUUCAAAGGAGGAGAGAAUGCAGCUCUCGGAAGAGUCCAUGAGUACUUUUGGAAGAAGGAUCAGCUGAAAGUCUACAAGGAGACCAGGAAUGGCAUGUUAGGUCCAGAUUACUCCACAAAAUUCUCUCCUUGGCUUGCUUCUGGCAGUCUUUCGCCACGUUACAUUUGCGAAGAGGUGAAAAGAUAUGAGAAGCAAAGAGUAGCAAAUGAUUCUACAUACUGGGUUUUGUUUGAGUUGAUAUGGAGAGACUACUUCAAAUUUCUAUCAGCAAAAUAUGGGAACUCCAUUUUUCACCUAGGAGGUCCGAGGAAAGUAGUAUCCAAAUGGAGUCAGGAUCAAGCAUUGUUUGAAUCUUGGAGAGAUGGUCGAACUGGCUACCCUCUUAUUGAUGCCAACAUGAUGGAGCUUUCAGCCACUGGUUUCAUGUCUAACCGUGGCCGUCAGAUUGUCUGCUCAUUUCUUGUCCGAGAUAUGGGUAUUGAUUGGAGAAUGGGAGCAGAAUGGUUCGAGACAUGCUUAUUGGAUUAUGACCCAGCUUCAAAUUAUGGUAACUGGACAUAUGGAGCAGGAGUUGGCAAUGAUCCACGAGAAGAUCGAUACUUCAGUAUCCCAAAGCAAGCCAAAACGUACGAUCCUGAAGGGGAGUACGUCUCAUACUGGUUACCAGAACUCCGGUCGCUGGCGAAGGAAAGAAGAAACUUCCCAGGGGCGUCAUACAUCAGGCAGAUCGUCCCACUUAAGUUCGAUGGUGGAAAUCAGAAAAAAGAUCAGCAGUUCAACAGGCAGAGAAGGCCGAACAUGUACAGGAGAUGAAGUAAAUUAACAUAGUUGGUUGAAGAGUGAGGAUUUACGAAUUUCUAUAUGGCCUUAUGCAAAAGUUCAUUGAAGGAUUCUUCUGUGUUU